UAUCUUUGUGCCCACAAAACGCCCCUUCUUCGUUUCUCUUCCUAACUCACAUCGAGCAGUCGUGUUGGUGCCCAGAGAUGGCUACUGGAGGAGGGGACCUAGUCUGGACGUGGAAGAAACCACUCCCUCCAAGUAAAACCACACUCAGGAAGGUCUUUGAAAACGCCAGUAACAUCAGCUACCUCUGCGACCGUCUCUCCAUCCCUGAUGAUAAGAGCGAUGUUGACAGUGCAGUAGAGUACUAUGUACAGAGUACAGAUCCAAUGAAAAUGAGAAGGAUGAUAUUCUGGCUGGACAUGGUUGGAGACACAGUUCUAGCAGACUCAUUGAUGGAGUAUGCAGAGCCCCCAGCAGUGACAGGCUUAGGGAACGAUGCUCAUGAGACGGUCUGGGAAAUGGACUCGUCGUCCUGAACGUGUGGUCCUUGCUGGUGUAGUGUUGGCGGAGGUGAGAGAAGGUGCAGGAGGUGGUGUGGCGGGCUGUGGUUGGGGUAAACUGUCCACAUGAGCUGGCUUCAGACGAUCCAGGGAAACUUUGUCAGUGCGACCAUUCAGUUGCAGUGUAAAGUACUUGGAGUCCCGUUUUAGCACUUUAAAGGGGCCUUCAUAGGGGGAUUGAAGAGGUUUGCGGACUGCGUCUGUGCGGACAAAGACAUGAGUGCA
Molecule: messenger RNA, 662 nt
Organism: Geodia barretti
Lineage: Eukaryota; Metazoa; Porifera; Demospongiae; Tetractinellida; Geodiidae
Source: the annotation of a GenBank genome assembly